AUGGUCGAAACAAUCAAAAUCGAAACAACAACAAUACCAAUAACAACAACAACCAUAACAUCCUCCUCAUCCUACCUCUUCUUCCUCUUCCUCUGCCUAUGCUUCUCCUUCGUCGCCUUCUUCUCCACCUCCUUCCCGUCGCCCCACUCGUUGUCCCCAGACUGGCACGGUGAGCCCGCUCAUUCCGGCAGCCUGGAAUGUUCGUUCCCUUUUAGACAAUCCGAGGAGCAACCGACCGGAACGGAGGACGGCGCUAGAGGCACGAGAACUGGCGCGCUAGAAGGUGGACAUCGCCGCACUUAGCCAAACCCGAUUCUCCGAACAAGGCCAACUGGAGGAGGUGGGUGCCGGCUACACCUUCUUCUGGAGCGGUCGACCCAGGGCAGAGCGACGGGACGCGGGUGUCGCCUUCGCGAUUCGGAACGACAUCGUGGGACGACUGCCCUGUUUUUCGCAGGGCAUUAGCGAUCGCCUGAUGAGCCUCCGCCUGUCUCUCUGGGGAGGCAAAUUCGCCACCAUCAUCAGCGCCUACGCUCCUACGAUGACCAACCCCGACGCCGUCAGAGACAAAUUCUACGAGGACCUGCACGCCCUCUUGGCAACUGUGCCGAAGGCGGACAAGUUGAUUGUCCUUGGCGACUUCAACGCCCGCGUCGGCACAGACCAUAUUGUCUGGAGAGGAGUGCUGGGUUCCCACGGUCUCCGCGGCUCAAACGACAAUGGUCUGCUGCUUCUCUGCACAUGCGCAGAACACCGCCUCAUCCUGACGAUCACCUUCUUCUGUCUGCCGGAGCGAGAGAAGGUCAUCUGGAGGCAUCCUCGGUCGCGCCAGUGGCACCUGCUGGACUACGUCGUCGUCCGGAGGCGAGAUCAGCGGGACGUGCUGGUGACAAAGGCGAUCGCGGACGCUGACGCGUGGACCGACCAUCGCCUCGUCAUCUCGAAGAUGCGUAUUCGCCUACAGCCUCGCAGGAGAACUACAAGGUAAGCGACCCCCAGGUAUGCUGAAUGUUGCUUUGUUGUCUUUGCCCGCUCACCGUCUUCAUUUCAGCAAUAAGCUAGCUCAACGGCUAGACAACCUUCCAAUCGCUGCCGCCACCGACGACGCCACCGCUGCCGAGAACGCCUCCGUGGAGAACAACCGGUGUCAACUGCGAGACACGGGCCAGUCGACGGCGCUCGCCAUCCUCGGUCGCGCUCCCCGCCAACACCAGGACUGGUUCGACGACAACGACGCCGCCAUCAGAAACCUGCUUGCUGAGAAGAACCGCCUACACAAAGCCUACGUAGAUCACCCCACUGAUGCCACCAAAGCUGCAUUCUACCACAGUCGCCGCCAACUUCAGCAACGACUGCGCGAGAUGCAGGACGCCUGGACUGCUCGCAAAGCUGAGGAGGUCCAAGGAUACGCGGACCACAACGAAUGGAAGAACUUCUUCUCUGCGAUCAAAGCAUUCUAA
This is a messenger RNA of Spirometra erinaceieuropaei, 1460 nucleotides long. NCBI's taxonomy places the organism in Eukaryota, Metazoa, Platyhelminthes, Cestoda, Diphyllobothriidea, Diphyllobothriidae. The record is from the annotation of a GenBank genome assembly.